AUGACCGACUCAGCUGGCACACGGCCAACUAUUAAGAAGAGCAGAAAGCAUGACAAGGAGAAGCACCUGGCGCAGUGGGCCGUACAGCCCUUUGGGAAAGAAGACAACAAGGGAGGCACCUUCACGGAGGAGUCCUCUUUCGCCACGCUGUUUCCUAAAUACCGGGAGAAAUACCUGCGAGAGGUUUGGAGUGCGGUAACUCAAGCGCUGGAUGCACAUGAUAUCGCUUGCACGCUGGACCUUAUUCAUGGAUCCAUGUCAGUGCGCACGACCAGGAAGACAUAUGAUCCCUAUGUUAUUUUGAAAGCCCGCGACAUGAUCAAACUUUUGGCUCGUGGCGUUGCCGUUGGCCAAGCGGCGAAGAUUCUGGACGAUGAUGUGGCUUGCGACAUUAUCAAGAUCGGCAAUAUCGUACGGAAUAAGGAGCGAUUCGUGAAGCGGCGACAAAGAAUUAUAGGGCCGGAUGGUAGCACUCUGAAGGCUAUCGAGCUGUUGACUCAAUGCUACGUCCUAGUGCAAGGUACCACCGUCAGUGCUAUGGGUCCAUACAAGGGCCUCAAGGAAGUACGAAACAUUGUGUUAGACUGCAUGAAAAAUAUUCACCCAAUAUACCGGAUCAAGGAGUUCAUGAUCAAACGUGAACUCGCUAAGGACCCUCAACUUGCAAGCGAGUCCUGGGAUCGCUUCUUGCCUAAAUUCCGCAAACGUCAUCUCAGGACGUCCGAGAAGACUGCGAAGAAGAAUGAGCAGUUGCAAGAGAAGAAUGAGGCUCGGAAAGCUGCUGGAUUGGAACCCAUUGGCCCUGGAAGCAAGGAGAAGCCAGCGAAGAAGGUGUAUACUCCCUUCCCACCCCCACAGAUGCCACGCAAGAUGGAUUUGCAAUUGGAGUCGGGAGAGUACUUCCUCCAAGCUCACGAGAAACAAGAGCAAGAAGAGCGCAAACGGAAAGAAAAGCAAGAGCAGGCCACCGAAGAACGACGCGCCAAGCGUGCAGAGGCUUUCGUUGCACCUGUGGAGACUGCAGCCCCAACUGUCGAGGAGAAGAGGAAACGACGAAGAGAAAGAGAGUCUGCGAACGCGAUGGACGAGGGCAAAAAGCGUAAAAAGCCGAAGAAGAUAUCCGAGGAAAUAUCUGGUGACGAUACAUAA
This is a messenger RNA of Laetiporus sulphureus 93-53, 1149 nucleotides long. RefSeq lists its product as uncharacterized. Gene Ontology annotation, molecular function: RNA binding. Bases 1 to 1149 code for a protein of 382 amino acids. Lineage: Eukaryota; Fungi; Basidiomycota; Agaricomycetes; Polyporales; Laetiporaceae. The record is from RefSeq and is a predicted model, not a curated record. Gene Ontology annotation, cellular component: nucleolus; small-subunit processome. The transcript has 7 exons.